AUAAUAAUAUGCAAUAUCUAUGAUGUAUUGUAAAAAAAAAAACAGCAACAAGAUGAACACUGCACUGGUGGCAAUCUUGAUACUUACAUGCUAUUUACAGAUGUAUCAAGCCCAGACUAGACGAGCACGUUGCUACCGAAAGCAUGUAUGUGGUGUUAAUGGGAAGACGUACAGAAAUGAAUGCGUGGCAAGUCGAAGAGGUAUCAUAGUGGCAUGCAAGAGAAGAUGUCCUUGUAAGCCGAAUUGUAACUGUGUUAGGAGCUACCGACCUGUUUGUGGAUGGAAUGGUCAAACCUAUGGCAGUAGAUGCCUGGCAUUUUGCGAGAGAGUUGGAGUUCGGUGUCCGUGGCCUUGUCCUUGCUUUACUACAUGGAAUUGAACAGAUGUCGGAGGAGAUAGCGUCACUGUUAAAUGAUCGAUUGAUAUAUGAUUGAGAAUUCACAGUUUUCUUGGUUAUUUGUUGUAUAGACUCGAGUCUUCAGUAUAUUUGAAGUCAAUAAAGCAAACGUUUUGUUCCGGAA
Molecule: messenger RNA, 521 nt
Organism: Pecten maximus
Lineage: Eukaryota; Metazoa; Mollusca; Bivalvia; Pectinida; Pectinidae
Product: serine protease inhibitor dipetalogastin-like
Exons: 4
Coding region: 20-379 (119 amino acids)
Molecular function (GO): protein binding
Source: RefSeq, a predicted model, not a curated record